Verticillium dahliae VdLs.17 is the source of this 1188-nucleotide messenger RNA. RefSeq lists its product as uncharacterized. The record is from RefSeq and is a predicted model, not a curated record. NCBI's taxonomy places the organism in Eukaryota, Fungi, Ascomycota, Sordariomycetes, Glomerellales, Plectosphaerellaceae. The transcript has a single exon. Bases 1 to 1188 code for a protein of 395 amino acids.
AUGCCAAGCGACGACCCCUUCACCAGUUUUUUCCAUCGCCUCAAGCAGCAGGUUGAUGAACAGAUAGGAACUGCCCUCCAGGGCGCGUUGGGCCUGCCAACGGUUCUCUCCAAGACCAUGAACACCCAGUGGAUGGACCCUCCUGCAACCACGUUCAACACAUCCCCCGACAGCAACACUGGCGUCACUGAGGCGGCGGAACGACGUGGAGUGAGCCGUGACCCAGCACGUGGUCCCGCGAACCCCAAUUCCACGUCCUGGUUAGCCUUCUUGGUGGACCCCGAAGUGCUUGCAGAGACCCUCUACCAGAGCCUCUGGAUCUCGUUCCUCGUCGAUUCGCCUCACUCACCACUGAAGUUGCGUGGCCUCCGUCAGCCGGUACCCUCAGAUUUGCCCGAGGGAGCCGACCCUCGCCUCUUCGGCUUCGAGGACGCCUUUGAAGAUCUCCUCAUGGUCAGCAGUGGACAAGGCCUGCCCGACAUUCGAGAGAGAUGCGAGCUGAAGAAGGAAUGGAACCGGCUGUACCCCCAGGGUCUCCCGCCUGUGCUGUGGCUCCAUCAGCUCUGUCGACAAGGACUGUGGGACGGCUGGGAACCGAGACCAGCUUCGUUGGAGGAUAUGAUCAGUGAGAGGUGGCGUCGUUGGCUUGCGGCACAGGACGAUCGUUUCGAGGAUAAGUCUGUCACCAAGGACGACGACCAACAGCCAAAGGAGACCAGGGCCGCAAAUCCCUCCGACAGUCCCCUGACCGAGUCGACUGCGGCUCGCCCCUCUUCAGGGACGGAGGAAACGGAAGAAGACGCCUACGAUACCAUCGUAGGUCGUCAAAACCCCCGAGGUAUCGAGGCACACUUGGAGGAGCUGAUGAAGGCCUUUGCGUUCGUCGAUGACCAGAGCAGAGAAGGCAACGGGCGCGAAGUCCGUAGCACCAGUCCACGCGAAUUACCAGAGGGAUGGCGGGUCGAUGAAACGGUUCAGGAACAGAAGGAUGUCAACGGCAACACCAAGACUACAAGGACCAGCAUCACUUACGACGAGCAAGGCAGAGAGGUCGGCAGAGAAACGGAAACGCGCUCUCACUACUCGUGGUCCGCUACUCGCAGCGCUCACGAAAAGGGGCAUGGAGAGAACUCGGAUAACCACAAGAAUGAAACAGGAACCACGGAUCAGGGUUGGUUCUGGAAGUGA